Molecule: messenger RNA, 714 nt
Organism: Orbicella faveolata
Lineage: Eukaryota; Metazoa; Cnidaria; Anthozoa; Scleractinia; Merulinidae
Product: small nuclear ribonucleoprotein-associated protein B-like
Biological process (GO): mRNA splicing, via spliceosome
Cellular component (GO): U2 snRNP; U2-type prespliceosome; U1 snRNP
Molecular function (GO): RNA binding; snRNP binding
Source: RefSeq, a predicted model, not a curated record
GAGAAACGUUUCGAAACGUUGACCGUGUUCCCUUCACUUUUAAUUUUGCAUCUGCUUGAAUCUCGAACAUCUAUACCGCCAAAAUGACGGUGGGAAAGAGUUCGAAGAUGCUCCAGCACAUCAACUACCGAAUGCGGUGCACAUUGCAAGAUGGCCGCAGCUUCAUAGGGACUUUUUUAGCUUUCGACAAGCACAUGAACAUCAUUUUAGGAGACUGUGAUGAAUUUAGGAAAAUCAAGCCAAAGAGCAGUAAAGCACCGGAGCGCGAGGAAAAGAGAGUGCUUGGUUUAGUUUUGUUGCGAGGGGAACAUCUUGUGUCUCUGACAGUUGAAGGACCUCCAUCUUCUGAUUCAAAGUCCAAGUUGCUUGGAGCCAAUGCUGCCCCUGGAGCAGGGAUGGGCCGUGCUGCUGGACGGGGAGUGCCAGCUCCUAUGGCUCCAACAAUUGCCGCACCACCAGGUAUGUACCUUAAUACUAGUGCUGAUUUGUUUGUUAUUAAAUAAUCUAUAGAAGCGAAGUUGUUUCACAAUACUGCAUUAGAGCAGGCUACCCUGGCUUUAGCAAUAGUUAGUUGUUUAUACUUCAUGUGAGAGGUGAAGACAUUCUGGAACUGCUCAAGGUGUUGCCUACUAAAAGUCAUUCUCAAUUUUUUGGGGAGAACCCUGAAAAGACUGGAUAUGGCAGUAGUGAUCCAAGGCGGUUGCCAUAUAAUUU